Seminavis robusta is the source of this 1137-nucleotide messenger RNA. The record is from the annotation of a GenBank genome assembly. Lineage: Eukaryota; Bacillariophyta; Bacillariophyceae; Naviculales; Naviculaceae.
AUGACUGUUGCCAAUUUGGUCAAAAUGGGAUUUGGACCUCAGUUGGAGGAGAUCUACGAUCAGCACGGUAAAAACUAUGCUGAUGAAGCACACCUGGACAAUGGAGAUCCAACUCCAAACGUCAACCAAAGUGAAGACAUCAACUCUGGAGAAGAUAUCAACGCCCAAGCCCAUGUCAGGAAUAUCCAAGGUCUGGUACGUCCAAAGCCCAAAACUACUGCCAGGCGUGCCAUUGAGGAAAACGACGAGGACGAGGAAGUUGAUCUGGAAGAUACUUCCGAAGAAGGGGAAACAAGCAGCUAUUCAGCUGACACCGAGGACAGUGAUGAUGAAGCUUCUGAGCUAGAGGCCAAGGAGAUGCCAGAGAAAGCUAAGCGUGGCACAAAGAGUUCAUCCAAGAAUCUUGGGAAAACAGGAAAGAGCAAGGGCAAGAAGGCAAAUGGCAAGAAGGCAAAUUCCAAUCAUUCUGGUGACUCUGAUUCUAGUUCCUCGCGCCAAAAAUCCAAACCCCGCCGUGCCAGUGCCAGUUCUAAGAAGAAGCGUGCCAGUUCCAAGAAGAAGGGCCACCGCAACAUGUCUUCAUCGUCAGAGGAGGAGUCAGUGAAGAGAUCUGCGCGGAAAGCUGGCUCUCGGCCUCUAUCCAUCCGGCAGAUGGAUGAUGCAAAGACCCGACGCAAAUUGUGUGAGCUGGAGAGGCCUAUGUCAAUGCUCCAACGCAUGUCCCUGCCUGUUUCCAGAACUGAUGAUUUUGAUCCCAAUAAGAAAUCACACAAGCAGAUGAAGCAGAAGGCAAAGAAUUGGCCAUCGGUGAUCCAUGGAUGUUUUACUUUGAGCGACAAGCUACCAAAUGAAGAUGGCCACAAUGGUGAUGAUUUGCAGGGACCCCGAAAGCUUACUUUUUGGACUGGAUCUAAGCACUCUAGUCGCAGAAUGAAGCGUUGGUUGAUGAAUGAUGAUGAGAAAUAUGACAUUGAAUAUGUGGCUGACUUCAAUUCUUUCUUGAACUCCCGCCGCUCUGAGUCUGCACAGCAGAAGAACCCCCCUCCCAGGCGUGAGGUAGCACAGGACAGUGAGUCCAGUGAGGAGAGGCAAGCAACCAGCGAAGAGAGAAGAAGAAAGAAAAGCAACAGGCCAUGA